Messenger RNA from Hyaloperonospora brassicae, 639 nucleotides. NCBI's taxonomy places the organism in Eukaryota, Oomycota, Peronosporomycetes, Peronosporales, Peronosporaceae. The record is from the annotation of a GenBank genome assembly.
AUGGACACGCAUGCUACUGCUACGGCGGAGAGAGACAUCGACGUGGCAAAUCUCAGCGCGUCGCAGGACACAGAGGACGAGAGAGAGCGCAAGUCACUGGAGGGACAACUGAAGGGCGACGCGGCGGCACAUGGGGAUCUGCAGGAGCGCACAGGGGCCGAGGACGACGAGGAGGGAGCAGACGAAGAAGACGAAGACGAAGACGAAGAAGACGAUGAAGAAGAAGAGGAGGAUGGAGAAGACGAGAUGGACAGUGAAGAGGACCAAGUGGCGCGGUCAGACAGCGCGUCAAUGCUGCGUAUGAUGCAGAGUCUCCCGGAGAACGAGGCCCGACGCCACGAGCAGUUUCGGCGCUCCCAUUUCGAGCGCGGAGUGAUGAAACGCUGUAUGGCUCAAGCGAUCCAGGAGUGCUCGGCGACGGACAAGAGAGCACCUACUGUGACGAACGUUAUGGCGAUCGUCGUGGCGGGCAUGACCAAAGUGUUCGUGGGUGAGAUCACGGCAGAAGCGCGGAAGAUCAUGGAAAAGAACGGCGAGACGGGACCCAUUCGUCCACGUCACCUUCGCGAAGCGCAUCGCAAGUACUACAAGCGUCGACCAUUGGCGCGGGGUCGCAACAUGCGGCGUCUGCUUCGGUAA